Lathyrus oleraceus (garden pea) is the source of this 699-nucleotide messenger RNA. RefSeq lists its product as uncharacterized. Lineage: Eukaryota; Viridiplantae; Streptophyta; Magnoliopsida; Fabales; Fabaceae. The coding region runs from base 1 to 699 and encodes 232 amino acids. The transcript is spliced from 3 exons. The record is from RefSeq and is a predicted model, not a curated record.
AUGAGGUGUAUGUUGGUUAAAGUGGAUUUUGAAAAAACUUACGAUUGUGUUUGGUGGGAUUUUCUUAGAAGCAUGUUACGAAGGAUGGAUUUUGGAGCUAGGUGGUGUGGUUGGUUAGAAGCAUUGGUGUUUAGUAGUUCGAUGUUCGUUCUAGUUAAUGAGAGUCCUAUGAUGGAUUUCAAAGUUACAAGAGGCCUUAAACAAGGGGAUCCUCUUUCAUGUUUUCGGUUGCGGAUAGCUUUGUCGGUUUAUUACAUCAAGUGGUUUCUUUGGGGGAAUUUGAAGGCGGCCGUUUCUUUCUUGUCUUGUGGUUUUUGCUUGAUCCCUUUUGUGUUUUUUGGUAUUCCAAUAAGGGUUAAUCAUAGAAGAAAAGAGGCUUGGGCACCUAUUGUUGGAAAGUUGAAAAGAAGGUUAGCGGUGUGGCAUAAUAGAUUUCUAUCUAUUAGAGGUAGAUUGGUCUUGUUAAAUUCUGUUUUAUCUAAUAUUUCAAUCUUCUUCUUCUCUUUCUAUAAGGCUACCAAGGUAGUUAUUAAUGACAUAAUUAAGAUUCAAAGAUCUUUUUUUUUUGUGAGGAGGGGUCAUGAAGUGAGGAAGAAAUGGAGGAUCUUAAAUGAUGAACCUUCCUCGUGGGCCGAUUUGCUUGUGUCUCGUUAUGGAGAUGUUAAGAGUGCGGAGUUGGGGGAGUUCGAAAUCUUUUAA